Molecule: messenger RNA, 6503 nt
Organism: Ictalurus punctatus (channel catfish)
Lineage: Eukaryota; Metazoa; Chordata; Actinopteri; Siluriformes; Ictaluridae
Gene: kcnn2
Product: potassium calcium-activated channel subfamily N member 2
Exons: 9
Coding region: 54-2099 (681 amino acids)
Biological process (GO): potassium ion transmembrane transport
Cellular component (GO): neuron projection; plasma membrane; neuronal cell body
Molecular function (GO): calmodulin binding; small conductance calcium-activated potassium channel activity
Source: RefSeq, a predicted model, not a curated record
CCCACCAGCGCACACCGUAGCGCACACAGUCGGUGCGAAGCGGCGGCGCUGGGAUGGGAAGCCCAUUACAGCCGCAGCGUCGCUUCCUCCAACAGCAGCGCCUCCAGCCGCAGCACUGCGCACCGCGAGAGGAGGAAGAGGAAGAAGAGGAGGAAGAGGAGGAGGAGGAGAAGGAGGAGCGCUCCGGCGGGCGGCGCGACUCCCGCACCUGCCACGCGCGCAAAAGCCUCGUUUGUCACGGGACGUCGUCUCAAACCCAACUCGGCACUUCAGUAAGGACGCCGUCCGUCUCGUCUUCCCCGAGGCAAGGGUGCCGGUGCAGCGCGUGUGAGCUCACGCCUUCUAGUCAUGGUAGUUCAUCCAGGCAACAUCACCACCGCCACCACCAUCACCACCACCACCACCGCCACCACCAUCCUCCGCAGCAGCCGGGAAGCCCGGUCGGCGAACCCCGCCGCGAAAUAGCCGCCGUCGCGAUGAGCGGCUGCAGAUACAACGGCGGCGUGAUGCGGCCGCUGAGCCGCGCCGGCUCGUCGCGCCGCAACCUGCACGAGUUCGACUCGGAGUCGCAGCCGCUGCAGCCCGUGUGCGCCGUGGACUCGAGGACGGAGAACCGCGUCAGCGCUCCGGUGCCGUACUCCACGGCGGACGGCGGAGGAGGAGGAGGUGGUGGUGGAGGAGGAGGAGGAGGAGGAGGCAAGCAGGGCAAGAAGAAGAACCAGAACAUCGGCCAGAAGCUUGGGCACCGGAGGGCCCUGUUUGAGAAGAGGAAGCGCCUCAGCGACUACGCGCUCAUCUUCGGCAUGUUCGGCAUCGUGGUCAUGGUCAUAGAGACGGAGCUUUCCUGGGGAGCGUACGGCAAGGAGUCGUUGUAUUCAUUAGCUCUAAAAUGCCUGAUAAGCCUUUCUACAAUCAUCCUUCUCGGCUUGAUUAUCAUAUAUCACGCCCGGGAGAUUCAGCUGUUUAUGGUAGACAACGCAGCGGACGACUGGAGGAUAGCCAUGACGUACGAGCGCAUCUUCUUCAUCUGCCUGGAAAUCCUGGUGUGCGCCAUCCACCCCAUCCCGGGCAAAUACACCUUCACGUGGACGGCGCGCCUGGCCUUCUACUACACGCCGUCCAAGACGGACGCCGACGUGGACAUUAUCCUGUCCAUCCCCAUGUUCCUGCGCCUCUACCUGAUCGCCCGCGUCAUGCUUCUGCACAGCAAGCUGUUCACGGACGCGUCAUCACGCAGCAUCGGCGCCCUCAACAAGAUCAACUUCAACACGCGCUUUGUCAUGAAGACCCUCAUGACCAUCUGCCCCGGCACCGUGCUGCUCGUCUUCACCAUUUCCCUGUGGAUCAUCGCCGCCUGGACUGUCAGGGCGUGCGAAAGGUACCACGAUAACCAGGAUGUAACCAGCAACUUCCUAGGAGCCAUGUGGUUGAUCUCAAUCACUUUUCUAACCAUCGGAUACGGGGACAUGGUCCCUAACACAUACUGUGGCAAAGGGGUCUGUCUCCUCACCGGGAUUAUGGGGGCCGGAUGCACUGCUUUGGUGGUGGCCGUGGUCGCAAAAAAACUGGAAUUAACCAAAGCCGAAAAACAUGUACAUAACUUUAUGAUGGACACGCAGCUGACAAAAAGAGUGAAGAACACUGCUGCAAACGUUCUCAGGGAGACCUGGCUCAUCUACAAGAACACCAAGCUGGUGAGGAAGAUGGAUCACGCCAGAGUCAGGAAGCACCAGAGGAAAUUCCUCCAAGCCAUUCACCAAGCGCGAAAAUUAAGAAGUGUUAAAAUGGAGCAACGGAAGCUGAAUGACCAAGCGAACUCUCUAGUGGACCUCGCAAAGACUCAGAACAUCAUGUACGACCUGAUCUCGGACCUGAACGAACGCGGCGAGGACACGGAGAAGCGCAUUGCCGAGCUUGAGACCAAGCUGGAGACGUUGCUGAGUAACCUGCAGGCUCUUCCGGGCCUCAUCAGCCAGCUGAUCAGCCAGCAGCAGCGUGACCUCCUGGAGGUGCAACUGCAGCCGUACGAGCGCUCGCAGUCUAUAUCUCGACGGCGCUCUUCCUCCACGGCGCCCCCUACGUCAUCAGAGAGCAGCUAGAGCCCCUCGGAGCGCAGAGACCCUUCGCCAUCAUAUGGCCGACGUGCAUCUUACUGUAAAGCCUUACGGCGUCUCGGUAACGCGUCUUCCGCAUCCUGACGACGGGGUGACGCAGCUGAAAUGGCGUACAGCUUUUUACUUUGUACCUCAAAGUUCUCUUUUUCUCAGUAUAAAAGGCGGGGCUGUCCAGAAAACCCCUCCUCACACACUCAUCAGGAGAGCAGUGUCACACAACCUCCAUGGCGCAAAAUAAUACUGUGCCAGAAUAGUGCUUCCCAAUGGACGUCCUGCUCUUCCUGUCUAUACGAGACUGUAUAAGACUGAGUAAUUCCUCAAACCAGCAGGUGUUAGACUUUUUUUUUUUUUUUUUUUUUUUCUCCCAUCCAGCAGUCAAUAGGGGACCGACCCCUGACCCCACCCACCCCAUCCAGAGCUAACAUAUAAAUUUACACACUGGAGGAGUAAAUAUAAUAUUUUAGGUUAGACACAUCAUUCUUCUGAAGGCGCCCCUUCCGAGCUAUUCUCUCCAGGGAGCCAAAUGAUAUCACCAAAUAAUUUUCUUCUUUCUCUCCCCCACCCCACCCCACCCCACCCCAAACAAAUGCAUCCAAAGCUACACUUGCACUUCUUAUGCACUUCAAUGCUGACUGACUAUUAUACGAAUUUUAUUUUGCUCUUUAGAACAAAACUAAAAACACAUUUAAUCGUUAGAUUAUGGCCAGAAUGUACGACGGCGUAGUCUAAAAGCGGGAUACGAUAGCAACUAAACGCCCCUCCUUAUAUUUAAACGGGACCUCAACCUGAAACUGUGCUUAUUUCCUAGAUAUUAGACCGCUGCUAUUACUGCUGCAUCAUUCUCAAACUCUCAAGAUGUUCUUAAAGGGAUAAUUUGGUGACAAAUCGAAUUCACUCUACUUCCUUCUCAACUGGUGUCUGAUAUUUACUUCUUUUAGUUUGGCACUGUCUCUCAUGCGUAAUCCCAGGAAGUCUUACCUCGUGCAAAAUCUCAUCAAAACUGUUAACCCUCGAGCUGCAUCCGAACACCGUAACGUUCCGGAGGCGGCCAUCUUGGAGGUCCGCAAGCCGAAUUUUCUCUAUUCAGCACACCUUGGUAUCAUUCCGCCCCAUAGACCCAAAGACCCGAAGGUGGGUUUCUACAGGGACGCCGGAUGUUAUACGAACGAUUAUAUGGUUCUACUUUGAGAUUACAUUUGAGAACAAGUAACAUUUCUGGAAUGUUAAUAAAUCGCUUAGGAGGAUCAGUGGGUAAAAAAAAAAACCUGAAACAAUAAUAAAAAUGUGAGUUUCCAAAUAAACGAAAACUGCAACUAUAACGUGCACCUGCAGUAAGAACGAAAACUAAAUAGAAUUUCGGAGAAUAGAACUUUGGUCUUUCGUAUUUUAAAUGUUGGUCGGUCUGACUUAAGAACAGAGGUGGAACGGCGUGGAUCCAUCAGUGUUCGCGAAUCGUAAAUGACCAGUAGAUGGCAGAGCAACGAUCUCGUAGCCGUGGAGCGCUAAUCGCGAAUUUUAAUACGUACAAUACGCCCAAUUUAACGUUUUUUUUUUUUUUUUUAGUAUGAUCACCGUGAUAUUAAAAACUGAAACGAUACCAAAAACUAAGUACAAACGUAAAGAUUUUCGAAAGAUAAAAAAACGCAAUCAAAUCUAUUUAUGCGCCAUUAAAAUAUAACUGAAACGAAAUAAAAAUCAAAUAAACUAGCAAUAUUUUUAAAAACUUGAAUAACCCUGAGCGGGUAGCGUUGCGGGCUUCAGAGCUCCAGCUGUGGUGGAACACACUUGUUAGUGUGAAUAAAAGGUUACGUAUUAGCUAUGUUAGCCUCGUAGCUAACAGUGCAAAACUGAAAAAAGCAAGAUCAGACCGCAUACAUCUUGAAUGAUUGGUUAAUUUUGGUGUAACUGGUUUGGUUUAAAAAUGUUGCCAGUUUGAUGUCUUACCAAACUAUUCCUUUAAUAGCAAAGUGCAUCUCUCUCUCUCUCUCUUUCUCUCUCUCUCUCUCUCUCUCUCUCUCUCUAUCUAUCUAUCCAGCAGCCGAGAACAAGGUGUCAGCUCAGUGUUCUGUUCGUCUCCAAAAUCUCAAUGAAACCCACAUUCACCGGAUGCUAUUUCUGGAUGUAUCACAUCUGUCUAAGAGCAGCAAAUAACUUUGUUUCGGAAAUGCCUAUUUUUAUACUCGUGAGGACAAGCACACCACCUAAAAUCCGUCUCUGUCGAAGAACACAACGCGAAAAACUUGAACCGUGGCCGAGAGCGUGGCUGGAACCAAAAGCUGUGAAAACUAGCGAGAGCUCGACUGACCCUUUCGACAGCUUCCUGUAGGGAUCCUGGAAGACCAUCCGGGCUUCUGUCUCAGUGUAGCAGUGUAAUACACUAACACUACUGUGACUUUCGACGGGAGGAAAAACUCCCCCGUGGGCGUUCGCGGAGAUUCACAGGUCACGUGACUGUCGCGAGCAGCCGUGGCUCACGGGACGGAGGAACAAUUUUCCACGCAGAUUAGGUCUAGUCUCAGACUACGAAACGGAGCGCGUCUCACGCCGGAGUUUGUAUUUCUGUCAGGCGUAGAUGAUGAUAAUCAGGCAAAGAUCAUCACUCAAGAAAUUAAACGCUGUCACGCAGCAAAAAUCCUAAAUCUGAAGGAAAUCCGUGCAAUGCUGUUAUCAAACUGUGAAACAUGAAAUUGGAUGAACCGAUGUACGUCUUGCUGUAUUUUUGUAUUUUUUUUUUUAGUUGAGUGCAAAAGUUUGCAUCCCCUAUGCACCUCUAUUUUAUAUGUCGUGACUCCGGUAUUAUUCUUCACCCAGAUAGACCCUUAUAAUACUAAGCUCAGGAUUUAGCUACAUCCUUAGAAUUUAAAAAAUAAUGACAUGUAGGUACCUCGUGUAUGAAGCAGUACAACACAACAACAACAACAACAAAACAACAAUUGUUCGAAAAGAAAGAAGUUUUGCCCCAAACUUGAUUUGAAGACAUUUGUAUAUUACAUGUGCGAGAGUUACAACUAGAGAUGCACCGAUAUUAAAUUUCUCAGCCGAUACCGAUAACCGAUUAUUCGGAGUGAUAUCGGCCGAUACCGAUAACCGAUACCGAGAGUUCUGCCUUCUAUACCUUCUUUUAAAAGAAUAAUAAUUAAUUCCACAAUUCUGAAAGAAAUGCAAAUAAAAUCUUUAUUCUCUCCAUUUCAACAAGUUGUUUCACGGUAACUGGUCUCGUAAACAGAACACACAUUACUCUAAUUAACAUUAACACACAAACUAAAUUCUCAAGAUUAAAGUAAGAUUAUUAACUUAUUCAAUGUUAUUUAUUCAUAUUAACAGAAUUAAUUGACUGAAAUUUGAAAAAAAAAACAAAAAAAACCCUCCUGUUAGGCUUCAUAUUCACUCACCACACACAAAAGCAUUUCUACUUCAUCAUUCAACAUCAAACUGGUCAUAUAUAUAAUAUCAACUUUUUUAUAUAUAUAUUAAUAUAUGAAAUGUACUGCUCUACAAAGAUUUUUUCUGUGCAAUAUAUAUACACUUUUUUGUCAAUUCAUUUAAAUCUUUCAAUGGUGUACUGGUGGUUAACUCAGCUUGAUUUGCCCUCAACCAGAGUGACUUACAUUUACAUCAUUCAUACAUCUGAGCCAUUGAGGGUUAAGGGCCCAGCAGUGUUAGCUGGGUGGUGCUGGGGUUUGAACUCAUGACCUUCUGAGUAAUAGACCAACACCUUAAGCACUGAGCCACCACUGCUCCUAGAGUCACAUAUAAUGUUGUGGAAAGUCCACGAGACGAGUUAGUUCCUGUUAUCGCUUACGUUAUAGCAAGAGUCUUUCCAUAAUAAACGUUAAAUAAAAGUCUUCUAACAAAAACAAAAAUCUUCACCACAACAAUUAUUACGUUUUCUUUCUUAAACAGCACAUUUAUUUCAAAUUUAUAUUCAUUUAUUCGCGUUACAGCCGGAACUACUUUCUGAGCCCGUUCCUGUUCGACAAAGCUAACUCAAACCUUCCGGCCAAUCAGAUCGAAGAAUUGAACUGUCCGUGUGUCUUCAUAUACUGUGUAUAGUUAUUAGAGAUGAAUAUUUACCUCACCUUCAGAGAGGGGGGGUGCAAACCUUUUAAAUAAUAUUAUUGUGUGUCUUUCACUAUUAAUAUUUUAAACAACACUGUUUGACCUUUUUGUUGCUUGUGACAACGAAGGAAAUUUUCGCACUCAGCUACAAGAACAAUUUGCGUCUCUUUAAUAUUUUGCUUUUUUUUCCCCCUCCUUAUUCGCUGUAUCAGUUUACCUCACAAUAAAGACUUUAUAUUUUCAUUUGUACAAAAUCAAACCGUUGAAAUGAUGCCAAAGUUGAACUCAGGUGGCUUAAAGGUGCGGUUUGUCACUUUUUAAAAGUCCUUU